Messenger RNA from Engraulis encrasicolus (European anchovy), 6120 nucleotides. It is a transcript of the gene scd, whose product is annotated as stearoyl-CoA desaturase (delta-9-desaturase). Gene Ontology annotation, biological process: monounsaturated fatty acid biosynthetic process; unsaturated fatty acid biosynthetic process; response to fatty acid. NCBI's taxonomy places the organism in Eukaryota, Metazoa, Chordata, Actinopteri, Clupeiformes, Engraulidae. Gene Ontology annotation, molecular function: palmitoyl-CoA 9-desaturase activity; stearoyl-CoA 9-desaturase activity; iron ion binding. Gene Ontology annotation, cellular component: endoplasmic reticulum membrane. The record is from RefSeq and is a predicted model, not a curated record. The transcript has 7 exons. Bases 161 to 1153 code for a protein of 330 amino acids.
CACAGCAUCACUCAUCGCAUCACUUGGACAACUAAAGCUCAUUGUAUGGUCUUGAUAUUUCGGCUGGCGUUAUAAAAUCCGCUACGAAUCAUCACUCGAACUGUUUUUUAGGCAGUCCUUAUACGUUCAUCUUUUUCUGAAAAAAAAAUCUGCGUGGAAAAUGACUGAAUCGGAUGGGGGAAAUGUCAAGCACAGAAAUGGAGAAGCGGCUACGGAUUCAUGUUCUAGGGAUGAUGUGUUUGACGACACAUACAAGGAAAAAGAGGGUCCGAAACCUCCAAGUGUAAUAGUGUGGAAAAACGUCAUAUUGAUGUCUCUGCUGCACGUAGGGGCUAUCUAUGGAAUUUCCCUCAUCCCAUCCGCUGCUUCGUUGACCUUGGCAUGGUCUCUUCUAUGCUUUUUGAUAAGUGCACUGGGUGUAACAGCGGGAGCUCACAGACUGUGGAGCCAUCGGUCGUACAAAGCCACGUUACCACUGAGAAUAUUUCUUGCCACUGCAAACUCAAUGGCCUUCCAGAAUGACAUAUUCGAGUGGGCUCGUGACCACCGGGUGCACCACAAGUACUCGGAGACGGAUGCGGACCCCCAUAAUGCACUGCGCGGCUUCUUCUUCUCGCACAUCGGUUGGCUGCUUGUGCGCAAGCACCCCGACGUCAUCGAGAAGGGACGCAAGCUGGAGCUCAGGGACCUGAAGGAGGACAAGGUGGUCAUGUUCCAGAGGAAGUUCUACAAGCCGUCGGUGCUGGUGAUGUGUUUCCUUGUGCCAAUGUUCGUGCCUUGGUACCUGUGGGGCGAGUCUCUGUGGGUGGCCUACUUCAUCCCGGCGCUGCUGCGCUACACCCUAGUGCUCAACGCCACCUGGCUUGUCAACAGCGCAGCGCACAUGUGGGGCAACAGGCCCUACGACGUCAACAUCAACCCCCGCGAGAACCCCUGGGUCACCUUCAGCGCCAUAGGUGAAGGAUUCCACAACUACCACCACACCUUUCCCUAUGACUAUGCGACGAGCGAGUUCGGCUGCCGGCUUAACGUCACCACGUGCUUCAUUGACCUCAUGUGCUACCUGGGCCUGGCCAAAGAGUGCAAGCGAGUCUCCCGCGAGACCCUCGUGGCACGUGCCACCCGAACCGGCGAUGGAAGUGUCCGUGGCUGAAAGGUUCUGGGCCUCCAAUCCAGGGCCUACAGCACCCCACAUGGCUUUGCUUUAAAUGGCCAGGCUACUCCACCUUCAGAAACAUCCACAGAAAAACGAGAGCUCACCCAGAGUAGAAGGUGCAAUUUCUUAAUACAUUUCUUAGCUGCACCUCAACAACAACAAACCAACCCUGUGAAACUGAGACAAAAAAAAACGUCAGUUGUGCCCAUAGCUUUAUUUUUUCGGUUGGAAAUUUUAUGAGAUGUAGCCAAAUGUUGUUGUUGUUUUUUUUCCAUUGAUAUGAUCAUUAUUAUAUUACCAUUGUUGUAAGUAUUGUUUUGGUCAAUCAUUUCCAUAUUUCAUUCAAAAACAAUCAAUCGGAUCUUUACAGGAGGUUUAUAUUAUUAUUAUUAUUUAGUGUGUGCACUGAGAAGCUGCCUUUGGUUACGUCACUGCUGCAUUUCAUAGUGUUUACACUUGGGGUGGAACGGGUCUCUGUGUGUGUGUGUUUAUGGAAGUGAGAAGACGCUCGAUGUGAUAAAGGCACCUAGUCUGGGAUGCAUACUACUACUGUAUACAGUGCCAGCACAAACAAAAAAAGAAAACCCAACAGAGAGGCAAACGUAACAGGCACCCUCUCUGUGGUAUCCCUUGGAAGACAAAUCUUGAUCAUGUGUGCGUCAAUGUAUGGCAUAGGUAUAGGCCUACAGUGCAGGAAGCCAUUUCAUAAGGCCGCCUUGUUAGUGUGCCAGAGAUAUAGCCUAUGAAGAAAAACAUAUUGUAAGAAACCAAAUCGAUUUUGAAAAUGUGCCUGCCAAAUUCAAAUUAAUAAUUGCCCUUAUCCCCACUAAAAGUACAAUUUAUUAACUUUAUUUAUUAUACUAAUCGAGGCCUAUUUUGUAUUUCUACAAUGUGGUGGCGUGGUUGCCACCUUCUGAAAGAUGAACAAGCAAAAGAGAGGAAUGUUACUAAAAGGCUUAUUCGGAUUUUCACGAAUGAGCACCAUGAGCACGAGUAAGAGAGAUAGAUAGAUAGAUUAUUUAUUUGUCUUUGCAGAGGAGAAUGGAAAGGUCAGAGACACACGUCACUGCUCAAAACUAUGUCUUUGCUACUUAAACGGCAGACAUGUACAUGUAAGGAAGCGUUCGUUACUGCUGGAUUCAAACAACACUGCCAUCGAGUUAAGACGAGUGAAUAGUUCUUCUUCGUCGCAUGUCACUGUCAGCUGAGGACCUUAGUUAACUACCUUCAAGGUGCUCAUGACAGUCGCUACUGUCAACCGCCGCUGUUCCGCUCGGUAUUUUUAGCCGCCACAACACGUUGUGUACAAUGCCUGAUGCCAUUGCCUGCUUUCGCUUCACAUCAAGCUGCCGACAGAGUUCAGUGAUAUUGGUUUCUUUAGGCACUACAGUAAAGUAGACGUGUAGACGUAAAGACGUGAAGCUAGCUUGGCUAAAUAUUGCGGAGGGUGCGCUCCUGGUUUACCCACAAAUCACACCUCUUAUUUUGCUGAUAUUGUGUUUGGUGAUGCUAGUUGGGUUACAUAAUGCGGACCCUACAGAAGUAUGUACACAGAGUCAGGCAGGAUUCGAUUUGGAGUUGGGGAGUUGGGGAUGGAUGGCAUUUCCUUCUUUUCUUUCUGGUUUUGUUACCCCCACUUCUGAUAAAUGAUUUGAAUAUCUUGUGGGGGCAAUGAUAUCCUAGCAACUACUACUCCACUGAUGUUGCUUUAAUUCUUAAAAAGAAACACCCCUCCUGAUUUAUUUUUCAACAAAUCACACCCUGCAUCAAAUCGCAUUUGACAAGAACUUGUUCAGAGUUGAUGUGAUGAGCUUUUCCACACGGCUGGAAAUCCUUGGUUUAGAAAUUGAAAAGUCCUGCUAGAUUUAUUUUGUUGCAAAAAAAUCACCCAACCAGCUGAUCCUAUUUAGAUCCCCCCACCUUCACUCUUCUGCCAGAUAGAACUAGAUGAAGAAGUCAGAGAUUCUUGGAGUAUUAUCUCUGGUGAAGUUGCCUAUGUUCCAAAACUAGAUGGUGAGGUUACCUGUGUUCUAGAACUAGGUGGUGAAGUUACCUGAGUUCUAGAACUAGAUGGUGAAGUUACCCGAGUUCUAGAACUAGAUGGUAAAGUUACCUGUGUUCAUAUUCAAAGCCAGAAGUACUAUUAAGCAGGACUUUAACUUAAUCAAGCUAAUUUGCCUGCCUCUGUCCAGCUUUUUUUAAGAAGGCAUUGAGGAUAAUUCUUAAAGGUGCACUGUGUAGGAUGUGGGCAGAGUAGGUAUUGCAACUAUGCUGUGCAUUGAAACUGUGCUGCCUAUUGCCAAAUUAGUUCUUUUUCCAUGCAUAUUUAGUAAAUAAUUAACUAUCAUUUUCUAGUAUGAACAAAGUACAGUAAGUUUUGCGGCUAAAAAUGCCCAUUUAUGGAAAUUUAAAAUGGCGGACAAUUGAGAAGAUCCCCUUUUUUAUGUAUGAAAAGUGCAAUUUUCUUAGUCAUAAUGAAUACCGAUACUUAGAAUUUGAUGGUGGUGGUGGUAAAUAUUUGUUAAAAAGGUAACAUUUGUAAAUGGGCAUCAUGAAUUCUGGAAAUGAGCUGCUAAAAAUAUUACACAGUGCACGUUUAAGAUAUUAUUGUCCUCAACCCACUUAAAUACGUCACAGCUAUUUCUCAGCUUCUUUGCAAUAUGGUCAAUUGUAACUGUACAUGAACAAUCUGAUCAAAAGCAUGGAGAUAUGUUGGCAAGAUCUUUUUUACUUUCCAGCUUUAAUAAAUAGGCUUUACUGCUAGUGCUGUUCUCAUCUGUGGAGGUCCAAUGCUACCCCAUAGUCUAAACUAUCACAGACUGACUUGGUUUUCACAAUGCCAGACUAGUUACUGUAGUUGAGCUUUGAAUUGUACAGAUUUUGUUUAAUGUUUUUUGUUUGUUUUCCAGAAGUGGUCUUGGUUUUUAAUUAUGUUGUUUUGUUAUUUUCAGAGGCAUCUUGGUGUUGGCCUCGUGAAAGUAAAUGUAAUAUAGUUAAUUAAGACCGUUUGUACUGCAUGCUAAGAACUACUGGAAGCUCUGAGGAAAAAAAACAACGUUGUGAACAUUUUCUUUUCCUUUCCUUUUUUUUCUUGCCAGUGGCAAUGUGUUUUAUAAGAAGUUUAAUUAUUUUACAUGGCCAAAGUGACUGAAAUAUCCCAAGAUGUUUUCUUUGUUUAGUUAAUGCUUUUUUGUUCUGUUGUGGUUUUUUUGCUUUUCAAUUUUUUUUCCAAAUAUGUCGCAUCUUCUAUUUCUGUAUCUACAAAUUGCCGUUGCUUGUUGUCUGUGAUGGAUGGGAAAGGGAUGGAUUAUCAAUUUAGCAACUCGUCAUCUUGGUAAAAUAAUCCCCCAGUUUUUUUUUUUUCAGGAUUGUCUUCACACCCUCAGUUGGGAAGAACAUGUGAUGAUGCCCCUUUAGGAUAAUUGCCUAAUUGCUCGUAGAAAUAGUUGUCACAUGCAGAAGUUCAUUUAAAUAUUUUCUUCAACCGUUUCUGCUUACGCCUUCAUCUGUAGGCGUCUGUAUAGCCCCUUGCUGAAGGUGUAAGGAGAAGUGUUGGUAGAAUAAAAUACCACGUUUGGAGUUCUGUGUGUGAUGUGAAAUUUAAAUCUACUGCUUUUGCAUACCAACUACCUAACCAAUUGGCCAUAGGCAACAGGCCAUUUGUCCAUAUCUCCACAAAAAUGACCACAGUGAUUAUUUUAGCAAGGUGAAAAAAACGAGUCUUGGGUGGGUGCGACUGAUUCUCUGCCGUUGCUGUUUCUAGGUGUUAUCUAAGUGAAAUUAACUGAGUCAGGAAAUUUAGCCCAUUGCCUUAUAAGCCCUGUCCCCCUUCCCAAGUCAUCUCCAAAUCAAAACCAGUAGAGCCGAAUGGAGAAGCAGUGAAAAACAAAUAGAAAACACCGCGUUGGAUUGGCUGCUUUUGGUGUUGCGAUUCUGACUCUUGUUUUGUUAGGACUACGUCCACAUGGCUCCAUUUCUAAACUGAAAUGUAAUAGCUCUUGGCCAUGUUUUUUUUUAAAUUAUUAUUUAUUUAUUAGUUGCUGUCCAUAUUAGUCUGUGGUUUUGUGUCUGUAUAACAUCAGCCAAUGAUGGACUGAGGACAGUCAGAGCCAAUUGAAAACGGCAAGACAGGAAUUAAUCACACAGUACUGUGUGUGUGUGUGUGUGUGUGUGUGUGUGUGUGUGUGUGUGUGUGUGUGUGUGUGUGUGUGUGUGUGUGUGUGUGGACAGAUAUUGUUAAGUUGAUUUUUUAAUUAUAACAAAAGCAGAAGCUAUAUGUGGGCGUAGCCUUAAAGAGCAUGUCCUUGAACAGUGAAUUUUGCUUUGUCAUUUCAACACUUAGUCAGUCAAUGUAACAUCUUCUAGAGUGUUUGCUCCCAGAUGACUGAUAGUGUUGAAAUAACACUGCAUUUUUCUUUACUGUGUGGCUAUAUGACCAAAUCCUCUGAUCAGACUCCAGAAGAAGGUAUCGUCUGCAGCCGCUUUGCCAAUGCAAUGGGUUUGUGCGGUUAUAAAGUCACCAAUGAACUCCCCAUGAUUAUGAAUUAUUAUGCCCAUGUUGGCGUCCCUUAAUCUCAUCAAAGCCCAGUCUAUCCAGCCAUGCUUUCACAAAUACUAGGCCAAUACACUCACUCUCCUUUCCAAGUACAUGUGUACUGCUACUACUACUGCUGAGGCUAGUCUAUCUUGAUGAAGACCUUUCAAUUCCAAUGUAUGAUUAAAAAUUGAUUACUUGUUUCUCUAACUUUUUGCAGUGCAAUUAUUGUCCAGUGUUUCUUGAAUUCUUAAAAAUGCCUUAAACUUCAUCUGGCACACUUUGCGAGGAAUGUUGUAUGUAACUUGUACAUAGAGCAGAUUUUCUACCCGGUGGGAAGGAUUAAAUGUUUUUUUUCUUUCUUUUUUCGUCCUGUGUCAUGCCACAGUAAUAUUUCUCUCUAAAUCAAAUAAAAAAGGCUAUUGUACAA